Acaulospora colombiana is the source of this 184-nucleotide messenger RNA. The record is from the annotation of a GenBank genome assembly. NCBI's taxonomy places the organism in Eukaryota, Fungi, Glomeromycota, Glomeromycetes, Diversisporales, Acaulosporaceae.
AUGAGUUCUUACGUUUCAAUCGAGGAUAAAACCAACAUCGAACUUGUGUCAUGUAAUUUGAAGGGACUCUUGGAUAAUCCCAAUGCAAUCCCUUCGCUCACGCAAGAAGAUAAAACGGAACUCGUGUUCACUCUCAUCACCGAUCUCGAUGAAAACGGAGUUCAGAGUGGGUGGAACGAAGAUG